GUUCAUAUGCGCAAGUUAAUAUACAGGAUGUCCCUAAAGUCUCCGUACAGAGGCAAAAUGAACACAUAUAUUGAAUAUAUUAAUAAGAAUAUAUUGAAAUCAUUCUCAUGGUUGGAUCAGGAAAUUGUCGGAUGAUUGGAAUGGACUUUAACGUGAAAAAUGGCGAGUACAUCACACACGACACUGUUGCCAAACUUAUUAACAAGUUCAAAAAGACUGGAAGUGUUGCGCACCAGAAGAAGUGGAUCCACUGACGAACACAACCAACGAGGUGCUGGCAAACUAUGUAUGGAGACCUUAUAUCGAGGCUAUAAGUUAAAGUGCACCUAUUAUGCUUUUUCAGAUAUUACCAUUCAUGUAGUGUCUUAUAUCGCUGUUUGUGAAUGUAAAAAGUCUGCAAAGUUUAAAAAAUCAAAGGGCAAGACAAGUAAUUGUCUCCCAAAAGAAAUUCUGAACAGCUGAAAUUCAGAUAUGGUAGUGGGCGUUUCCUUUCUGACAUGUGCCGUAAGUGGUAGACCAAUCACAACAGACUGGGACAAAUGACCAAUCAGAGCAAGGUAGGCUCUCUGAAAGGAGGAGUUUAGAGUGAACAGAUCCUUGAACGAGUCGUUUGUUACCUAUAUGUAGCUCGUACUCACUUAAGCUCCUGAAAAAUUAGCCUAAAACGCCUAUCCAUGGCAUACCCAAAGUAAAAUUAAAGCUGUUCUUGAACCAUUUAGUACAUGCAUGGUUUUGGUCUGUUCUGAAAGGUGACACUGGGAAGUCAGAGUCACUGCAAGUGCUAUUGGUAUUGAGUAAUAGCAGUUUGAACACACUGAAAGAGAAGGGUUUUUUUCCGCCUGAUUUUGUUUAUUUAUUUAUUUUUGCAUACGGAUGCCUGCAGAUGACAACAGUUGGGAGCACAAUUAGACCACAGCAUGAGGCCUUUCUUAGUCCAAGUUCAAAUUUGAUAACAAUACCAAAGAAAAUGUAUAUUUUGCACAUGACUUUCUAAGGAUAUAUCCAUGCGUUUUACCAAAAUCUUGGUAAAUCAAUAAAUCCAUGCGUUUUACCUUUUGGAGACUCCAAAGGGCCCUUGGUAACCAUGUACACAUACCUAAGAUAAUAAGGCUACUUCUCUUGAUUUUUCUCAUAAUGUGGUGCACUAAUGAAAGGUGACACUAAGCGCUAUCAUAUCACAUAUCCAUCAAUCUACAAAAUAUAUAUUUAUAUAUACAGUAUAUUCAUAAUUGAAACCUUUGCUCACUUUUACACGCUUUUAUGCCACUGGUUACGCAGCUUUUCGCAGGGACUUUUAAAUUGAAGUGUUGAAACUCACUCAUGAAGCAGCGUAUCAUAUUUUUCAGAAUUUCAUUGGCUAUACGUUGUGCCAGUCAUCCAUAAACUCGGUUGCAAUACGCUCGAGUUGUUCACAAAGGAAAAAGGGGAAGGCACUUACCUUCAGCACGGACUCUCAUUGGCUAUGGAAGGCUAUGGACAGGACAUGGACAGCUCCUAUUGGUUCAAAUGAGGUGUCAAACGAAAGGGCAGAGCUCAGUGGCCAUUUUGAAAUGAAGCAAUAAGGGAUAUUCACAAGCAAACAGAAGUUAUAAUGGAGAAAAUUGAAAGAUUAGGCCUAUCUGCCAGUAAUUUGAAAUGACGCAGCGACAGUCCGUGGGUAUUUACAGAUUUUUUUUGUGUGUUUUGGACUAAAUAUUUUUAUAUAAUUGAAUUGUUUAGACCUUUGCCAGUGUAACAAGACUGUUUUUGAUAGGAUGUUAUGGAUCAGUGGACUACUAUGAGGCUUCAUAAGGGUCAAUUUCAAUGGCUUGACAUGGCAGAUGAGAGAGGAGCUGUGUGCCCAGCAGGACAGCAACCUUACAGGCAGCCUGUCUGCAGUUCCCUUGGGAAGACAACACAGACCUGACGAACCAGGUGCUGAUAACUAUAUCUCACCGAUGCAGUUUCCGGCUAUGAAAUGGAACAAACCAAAUCGAGCUUCUCAUCGUGUUACAAAACGGCACCGGAAACUUCUCAAGACCAGCGCGGCAAUCCGGUCACUCCGCGUCAACUCCACGUCAUCAUCAGAGCCUACACCCAGGAGCUGGCAGCACUUCUACCAUACGCAGAAAACUCGUCAUCGCCUGAUUAAAGAGGUCUGUGCGAAAUACCGGAGCAACAUCUCGCGAACAAUAACACCACAUCAUGUGUCUCGCAUCUAUGUAGAGGACAGGCACAAGUUACUUUACUGCGAAGUGCCCAAAGCAGGCUGCUCCAAUUGGAAGCGAGUGCUGAUGGUGCUUGCUGGUGUUGCAUCCUCCACAGACAAGAUAAACCACGACACUGUCCACUACGGCAACCACCUACCACGACUAGACAGCUUUGACCAGCAUGCAGUUUCUGAGCGCCUCCGUUCCUACACCAAGGUGCUGUUCAUUCGAGAGCCAAUGGAGCGUCUGGUCUCAGCAUUCAGGGACAAAUUUGAGAGCCCAAACUCCUACUACCACCCUGUGUUUGGCAAGCCAAUAAUCUCUAAGUACAGGGUGAAUGCAUCCAAAUCAGCACUCAGGACAGGCAGCGGUGUCACUUUUCAGGAGUUUAUCCGCUACCUGCUGGAUGUACACCGUCCUAUCGGCAUGGACAUCCACUGGGAGCCAGUAAGUCAGCUCUGCAGUCCAUGCCUGCUCGAUUAUGACUUCAUCGGCAAAUUUGAGACUAUUGAGGAGGAAGCUAACUUCCUCUUGGAUAGAGUGGGUGCUCCAAAAAACCUCACAUUCCCCACCUUCAAGGACAGAAACCCAGAAGCUGCGAGGACUUCCACACACAUCACGCAGCGUUACUUCACACAGCUCAGUGCCUCAGACAGGCAGAGGGUAUAUGACUUCUACUAUAUGGACUAUCUAAUGUUCAACUAUUCCAAACCUUUUCAAGAUGUGUACUGAUAAACUCGCUGUCACUUUCGGUUGGCAUUGUCAUGGUUGCUAUUGUACAGGUUGUCAAAAACGUAUAGAUUAUUGCAGUGUGAAAUUUACAUAGUAGUUGUUCAUUGUAACUGCUUCAAAUUAGCAGGUGUCUUGUCACUUCGCACCAAUAAUUUAGCAGUGAACACGUUCCAACUGGGAUUGAAACAGAGCGGGACUGACUAGAAAUUCAUUGUUAUGAACGCUAAACGCACUGCAGAUGUGUGGAUGAUUCACAGCCUAUUAACUCCUUAAUCCCUUGUCAUUUCAUUUACUAAAAGCAACAUCCCCCGUCAUGAUAAUAUUACCUAAACACAAUGCUUUAAAGUAUUAAAAUGUAACUAUAAUAUUGUAUUAUUGUAAAAAAAAAAAAAAAAAAAAAAAAAAAAUUUCAUGUCAUUCAGAUGACUAUAUAUUUUUCUAUGUAUUUGUAUAAUGUCUUUAUGUUUAGCUGUAGGUGUGAAUGGCAGCAUAAUUAUAGAUUUAGUCUCUCUUAGAAGACUACGACUUCCAAACUGUGGAAUGUUUUUCUUCCAUCAUUGGAAGAUCACGUUUUGGAUUUCAACGAUGCCACUAUUUUGCCCACAAAUUCGUCUCAAAUGAGUAACCUCAGAAGACAGUAGCCCUGACGUCUCGGUGAUCGACGUGCCUAACUAACGUUUCCUCAACGGCUAAAGUUUCUCCAGGAUCCUCCGAUUUUUAAGAACAUCCCUGUAAUAAUUGCAGCAUUACACUGCUCAGAGAACAUAGCAGACCAAGGGUAAGAUAAAAUGUGAGCUUUUUUUUUUUUUUUUCAUCAAUGGUAUUAUGAUAAAUAGUACAAAUAUUCCUCACU
This is a messenger RNA of Ictalurus punctatus (channel catfish), 3774 nucleotides long. RefSeq names its product carbohydrate sulfotransferase 8. The coding region runs from base 1821 to 2921 and encodes 366 amino acids. Gene Ontology annotation, cellular component: membrane. Lineage: Eukaryota; Metazoa; Chordata; Actinopteri; Siluriformes; Ictaluridae. Gene Ontology annotation, biological process: proteoglycan biosynthetic process; carbohydrate biosynthetic process. The transcript is spliced from 3 exons. The record is from RefSeq and is a predicted model, not a curated record. Gene Ontology annotation, molecular function: sulfotransferase activity.